AUGAAUAAAAUAGGAAAAUUUUCUAUAGAACUUGAAAUUGAGAGUGAUACAGAAGAGAACAUAUUAGAGGAACAAUUAGAAACAGGUUUAGAUGAUACUUUUAGUGAAAAUGAUUGGGAAAAUGAUGAGGUAAGUGAUUGGGAAAGUGAUACUGAUUUGGAAGCAGAACAAGAUAUGCAGGAUAGACUUUUGAAGAUUAAGAAAUCCCUUUUGAAAAACUACCCCAAGGUCGCCAGCACUUUUUUCAUCCCACGUGAUUUAUGGCCGGCAUUAAAUUAUCCGGACAUAAUGGAAAUUGAUUCCAACAUGAGUUGGGUUCUCCCAAAUUAUCUAAAGGAUAAGGUUGACAGUCUUUUCUUUAUAAGUAGGUGGAACGACUGGCGCCUUAUCGAAUUUCUUGAAUUUAAGAAAAGUGACAUCCUGGCUGGUCUUUCAAAGAAACAGCUAUCUCCAAAUAUGCUGGAAAGUGAAGAUGUCAAAACGUUCUGGAAGAAUAUGGAACGGUUAACUAUUCUUGGAGCAAGUGCUUCAUUUGAAAGUAAUGUUCUCAAGGUUCGUAUGAGAAGAUUCUGUGAAGAAAUUGAUGAUAUGAUCGAACGUGAGGCGAAAAUUAAUGAAAUGAAUGAAUGUACUAGUAUACUAAAAAAAAAAAAUUAG
Messenger RNA from Funneliformis caledonium, 657 nucleotides. The record is from the annotation of a GenBank genome assembly. Lineage: Eukaryota; Fungi; Glomeromycota; Glomeromycetes; Glomerales; Glomeraceae.